AACCGAUUUGGAAAAGUGAAAAAAGAUCCUCUGUCGGAGCGGAAGAAGCAGGGUCCGGCCAAGAGCACCAUCAAGGAGACAGCCUUCAUGCCCACUCACUCCCUGAAAACCACCCUGUCCCCACCAGGGCCCUGCUUAAGCGCCCCAGGCAUGCCCUGUGCCCCCUCUCUGAUGCUGCUGCUACUGGGCUACUCCUUCUCCAGGCCCCGAGUUCUCUGCUCCAGGGAUCCAGGCCAGGGACUCUGCGCAGCCUGUGUCCCCGGGGAUCUCGGGUGCCCGGAGGUUCCUCAAGAGGACGCCGGGUCACCACAGAAGACAAAAAUGGUCUCAGUGACCUUUGAGGAUGUGGCUGUGAACUUCAACCAGGAGGAGUGGGCUUUGCUGGAUUUUUCCCAGAAGAACCUUUACAGAGAUGUGAUGCUGGAAGUCCUCAGAUACCUGAUUUCUAUAGGAAACAAAUGGGAAGACAAGACCAUUGAAGAUCAGAUCGAACAUUCUGGGAGCAUUCUAAGGCACGUCGCAUGUCACUCUGGACAUGAACCCUACAAGCAUGAGGAAUGUGAAGAGAAGCCAUGUGAAUUGAAGCAUUACAGGAAAUCUGUGGUAACUCCCAAAAGCGUUCACACACAAAUUUUAACAGAAACUGGAGAUGGACCUUAUGAAAAUAGA
This is a messenger RNA of Marmota flaviventris (yellow-bellied marmot), 669 nucleotides long. The record is from RefSeq and is a predicted model, not a curated record. Lineage: Eukaryota; Metazoa; Chordata; Mammalia; Rodentia; Sciuridae.